This is a messenger RNA of Gadus morhua (Atlantic cod), 2674 nucleotides long. Its product is annotated as NACHT, LRR and PYD domains-containing protein 3-like. The record is from RefSeq and is a predicted model, not a curated record. The transcript has 6 exons. Gene Ontology annotation, biological process: regulation of apoptotic process. Gene Ontology annotation, molecular function: protein binding. Lineage: Eukaryota; Metazoa; Chordata; Actinopteri; Gadiformes; Gadidae. The annotation marks the transcript as partial.
UUUUUAGAAUUAUUGAUCUGAACUAGAAACAAAAUUUUAAUGAACUAUCAAGGUUGUUCGUUUUAAGGACUUUUAUGUUGUGAGUUAACAAGUUGGUGCAACAAACGGUUUAAUCUUUACCCCAAUAAAGACGAGUUUAAUGAAUCAACUAUCUUGUUUGCUCAUUGUCAUUUCAUAUUGCCUUUUGAUUUCUCUUCCAGGGGAGCUUCGAAGGAUCCGUUCUGAAUUCGUGAAGAGAGUCUCAGACCCAGUUAUCAAAGGUCUCCUGGAUGACCUUUGGCAGCAGAAGGUGUUCAGUACAUGGGAAAAGGACUCUGUGAUGGAGGAGAGGACCAAAGCAGACCAAGCACAUAGUCUGAUCAACAUGGUGUUGGGGAAAGGGGAGAGAGCAAGUCAAGCGAUGAUUGAUAGCAUGAAGAAGAGGGACAAACACUUAUACUGCACCCUGGGUCUGAUGUCCUCUCCUGCCGGAUCUGCUGCUGUCGAGUGCCAACAUAAAAUCAAGUCUCAUUUGAAGAAGAAGUUCAAGUGUGUGUCUGAGGGAAUCGCUAAAGCAGGACAGCGAACAGAUCUGACAAACUUCUACACAGAGCUCUUCAUCACAGAGAGAGGCAGUGGAGAGGUCAACAACGAACAUGAGGUCAGACUGAUUGAAACAGCUUCCAGGAAACCAGCCAGGAAGGAAACACCAAUCAGAUGUGAAUACAUCUUUAGACCCUUACCUGGACGCGAUCAACAAAUCAGGACAGUAAUGACAACUGGAGUGGCCGGCAUUGGUAAAACUGUCUUAACACACAAGUUCACUCUGGACUGGGCUGAAGGCAAUACCAACCAGGACAUACACUUCAUAUUUCUCCUCACUUUCAGAGAGCUGAAUUUACUGAAAGGGGAAGAGUUUAGCCUGGUGGAACUUCUUCAUCUCUUCUUUAUUGAGACCAAAAAGGCAGGAAUCUACAGAUAUGACCGGUUCCAAGUUGUCUUCAUCUUGGAUGGUCUGGAUGAGUGUCGACUUCCUCUGGACUUCCUGAGAAACCCGAUCUGGACUGAUGUCACAAAGUCCACCUCGGUGGAUGUGCUGCUGACAAACCUCAUCAGGGGCGACCUUCUUCCCUCUGCUCGCAUCUGGAUAACCACACGCCCUGCGGCAGCCAAUCAGAUCCCUGAUGACUGUGUUGACAUGGUGACAGAGGUGAGGGGGUUCACUGACCAACAGAAGGAGGAGUACUUCAGGAAGAGAUUCAGAGAGGAGACGCUGGCCAGCAUAAUCAUCACCCACGUCAAGAAAUCACGAAGCCUCCACAUCAUGUGUCACAUCCCAGUCUUCUGUUGGAUCACUGCUACAGUUCUGGAGGACUUCUUCAAAACAUCCAAGAGAGGAGAAGAGAUGCCCAAGACCGUGACUCAGAUGUACAGCCACUUCCUGAGGGUCCUGUCCAUACAGGGGGACAGGAAGUAUCGUGGGAGAGCUGAAACAGAUCCAGACUGGAGUUCAGAGAGCAGAGAGAUCAUUGUUUCUCUGGGAAAACUGGCUUUUAACCAGCUGGAGAAAGGCAACCUGAUCUUCUACGAGGAAGACCUGGCAGAGUGUGACAUCGAUAUCAGAGCAGCCUCAGUGUACUCAGGAUUGUUCACCCAGAUCUUUAAAGAGGAGUUUGGGCUCUACCAGGAAAAGGUGUUCUGCUUUGUCCAUCUGAGCCUCCAGGAGUUUCUGGCUGCUCUUUAUGUCUUUCUGUCCUUCAUCAACGAUGGUGUCAAUCUGCUCUCAACCUCCAGGAAAGAUAAACACCUCCUCUACCAGAGUGCUGUGGACAAGGCCUUAGAGAGUGAGAACGGACACCUGGACUUGUUCCUCCGCCUCCUCCUGGGCCUCUCUCUGGAGACCAAUCAGAUUGUCCUACGAGGUCUGCUGGGACAGAAAAAAAGAUCACUGACCACUCAGAUUAAAACUGUGUCUUACAUCAAGGAGAAGAUAAAAGGAGAAUUAUCUUCAGAGAGAAGCAUCAAUCUGUUCCACUGUCUGAAUGAGCUGAACGACCGUUCUCUAGUGGAGGAGAUCGAACCGUACCUGACAUCAGAAAGUCUCUCCGGAAAAUCUCUCUCUCCUGCUCAGUGGUCAGCUCUGGUCUUCAUCCUACUGGCAUCAGAAGAGGAGCUGGACGUGUUUGACCUGAAGAAAUACUCUGCUUCAGAGGAGGGUCUUCUGAGGCUGCUGCCAGUGGUCAAAGCCUCCAAAACAUCUCUGUUGAAUGACUGUCUUCUAUCAGAGAGAUGCUGUGAAGCUCUGGCCUCAGUUCUCAGCUCCAACUCCUCUAGUCUGAGAGAGCUGGACCUGAGUACCAAUGAUCUGCGGGAUUCAGGGGUGAAGCUGCUCUCUGGUGGACUGAGGAGUCCACACUGUACACUGGAAACUCUCAGGCUGAAUCGUUGUCUUCUAUCAGAGAGAUGCUGUGAAGCUCUGGCCUCAGUUCUCAGCUCCAACUCCUCUAGUCUGAGAGAGCUGGACCUGAGUACCAAUGAUCUGCUGGAUUCAGGAGUGAAGCUGCUCUCUGCUGGACUGGGGAGUCCACACUGUACACUGGAAAUUCUCAGCUUGUCUGGCUGCCUGGUCACACAGGAAGGCUGUGCUUCUCUGGCCUCAGCUCUGAGCUCCAACCCCUCCUAUCUGAGAGAGCUG